Molecule: messenger RNA, 2104 nt
Organism: Pimephales promelas (fathead minnow)
Lineage: Eukaryota; Metazoa; Chordata; Actinopteri; Cypriniformes; Leuciscidae
Gene: aspn
Product: asporin (LRR class 1)
Molecular function (GO): protein binding
Source: RefSeq, a predicted model, not a curated record
AGCUGCGUGCAGUUCCUACCCCUCUGCUCCUUGAACCAGCAGUAUCUUUUCCAUCCCCAUUCAUUCAAGGGUCUCAUGCUUUGAUGAGCGUGAUCUCCACCUUUCGGGCUUUCGUGCACGCUGCAUUUAAGGACCUGUAUCUCAACAAAUCCAGACGGCAACAUUGAUCUCAUCCCUGGAGGCUUACUUGAACAAGGAUUACACAGAUUCAUCAGGGCGAACCAUUCAUGACUAAAGAUCCACACAAAAGCUGCACUAUGAAGGUACUUUUACUACUCACCCUGCUGACGUUAUGUCACGCAAAACCAUACAUGCCUAUCAAUGUCAUGGAUUUCGUCAAGCAUCAUGACAUCAUGCAACAAGAUGCGGGUGAUUAUGAUGACGACGAUGAUGAUGACGACGAUUACCACGAUUAUGAUGAUAACUUUGUGUCGGACUGUCCCGAAGGGUGUCGGUGCUCAAAGAAAGUUCUCCAGUGCUCAGAUCAGGGUCUGACCAAGGUGCCAAAGGACAUUCCUGCAAACACGUUGCUCGUCGAUCUCCAAAACAAUGACAUCACGGAAAUCAAGGAAGAUGAUUUCAAAGGCUUGGAUAAUCUCUAUGCCCUGUUUCUGCUCAACAACCAGAUAUCAAAAAUUCACCCAAAGGCCUUUCGCAACAUGGACAAACUCAAGAUUCUCCACCUGUCAUACAACUUGCUGACACAAAUGCCCGAGAAUCUCCCCAAGAAUAUUCAGGCGUUGCGACUGCAUGACAACAAGAUCAGCAGACUUCCAAAAGGAGCAUUUAAGGGAAUGCAAAGCUUAAAUGUUUUAGAACUGAGCGCAAAUCCAAUUGCAAACAGCGGGAUUGAAGCCGGAGCUUUUGACGACAUGGCGACUCUCUACUUGAGAAUAGCUGAAGCAAAGCUAACAGCUGUUCCUAAAGAUCUCCCAUCUUCCCUUACCGAACUUCACUUGGACUACAACAAGAUCGCCAAAGUGGAGUCAGAGGAUUUUUUGAGAUUAAAAAGUCUACAGAGGUUGUGGCUCGACUUCAAUCAAAUCAAGUAUGUGGAGAACGGAAGUUUCGCUGGCAUUCCCAAAGUCAGAGAAAUUCAUUUGGACAACAAUAAACUGAAGAAAGUUCCUCCAGGCUUAAACAACCUGAAAUAUUUGCAGGUGAUGUACUUACACUCCAACAGCAUCACUUACGUUGGAGUAAAUGACUUUUGCCCUUCGAGAACCCGGGUUAAGAAAACCCUCUACACUAGGAUCAGUUUAUAUGCAAACCCAGUGAAAUACUGGGAGAUUCAGCCACCCACUUUCCGGUGCGUAUCCAGCCACAACUCGGUGCAACUGGGCAACAACAGAAAGUGAGCGAAACGUACCAUCUUGCCACUGGAGGGCAGAAUUAUAGUCAUGAACUUCAUUCUAAUUUUAUAAAUUAUCAUUUCAUGUCCUCAUGGUGACGUGCAGAACAUAACUCGUCCAAAAUCCAAGAGCAUCCGCAGAGGCUACAGACUCAUUACUUGAAUUUAGAGAGGAUUUCGAAGACUUUGAAUUCCAGUAAAGAAAGAAUCAACUACAAUGUGUGCAAUAGUUACAUAGGUUUUCAUAGUUAAUGUUUACAUUGAAAUCUUUUCGACUUUAUAAAAGCUAGAACAGUUUUUUUUAAGAUCAGGUGCUGAGUAAAUGUGUCCCUUGUGUAUUGAAGAUCACUAGCUUAAAAGGAACGACUGUCUAGACUCAAAGAAAAAAUGAAUAAAAUUCACAAGGUCAGUUCGUUCGUUGUUCUACUUGUAUUUUAGAGAAUGGGCAUUACUCAUUGGUGCUUAUUAAUAGUUUUAGUGAUUACAAACAAUUAUAUUGCAUGCAAAAUUUUCAUUAUAUAACGUUUUAUUCAUUGCCAGUGCUUUCUCCAAAAAAAUGGACUUGGACAUUCUUGUCAGGUCACAGAAAUACAGAAAAAUUGAUUCGUAUGGACAAUGGUCGGUUGCAGUUUACACAACUGUAAUUGCAUUGCAACCAGUGUUUUUUUCGUAGUCAGCGGUGCUGUGUUAUUUGUUUCCAAUUUAGAUAUUGUUGUUUCUUUAGAAAAAUAAAGAAAAAUGAAAUUAAAUCUC